Molecule: messenger RNA, 1899 nt
Organism: Choloepus didactylus (southern two-toed sloth)
Lineage: Eukaryota; Metazoa; Chordata; Mammalia; Pilosa; Megalonychidae
Gene: NXPH3
Product: neurexophilin 3
Exons: 2
Coding region: 92-850 (252 amino acids)
Molecular function (GO): signaling receptor binding
Source: RefSeq, a predicted model, not a curated record
GGACAGCGAGCCUGAAGGAGCAGGGGUGAGACGGGCCUGGGACUCCGAAAGGAAAAUAGGAGAGAAAAGAGGACGAGAGCAAAGGAAGAAGAUGCAACUGACUCGCUGCUGCUUCGUGUUCCUAGUGCAGGGCAGCCUCUAUCUGGUCAUCUGUGGCCAGGACGAGGGCCCCCCUGGCUCGGAGGACCCCGAGCAUGAUGACCACGAGAGCCAGCCCCGGCCCCGGGUGCCUCGGAAGCGGGGCCACAUUUCACCUAAGUCCCGUCCCAUGGCCAACUCCACCCUCCUAGGGCUGCUGGCUCCACCCGGGGAGGCAUGGGGGGUCCUUGGGCAGCCACCCAACCGCCCAAACCACAGCCCCCCACCCUCAUCCAAAAUGAAGAAAAUCUUUGGUUGGGGUGACUUCUACUCCAACAUCAAGACGGUGGCCCUGAACCUGCUCGUCACGGGGAAGAUCGUGGACCACGGCAACGGGACCUUCAGCGUCCACUUCCGACACAACGCCACAGGCCAGGGCAACAUCUCCAUCAGUCUUGUGCCUCCCGGUAAAGCUGUGGAGUUCCACCAGGAGCAGCAGAUCUUCAUCGAAGCCAAGGCCUCCAAAAUCUUCAACUGCCGGAUGGAGUGGGAAAAGGUGGAAAGGGGCCGCCGGACCUCGCUCUGCACCCACGACCCAGCCAAGACCUGUUCCCGAGACCAUGCUCAGAGCUCAGCCACCUGGAGUUGCUCCCAGCCCUUCAAGGUCGUCUGUGUCUACAUCGCCUUCUACAGCACGGAUUAUCGGCUGGUCCAGAAGGUGUGCCCAGAUUACAACUACCAUAGCGACACCCCCUACUACCCUUCCGGGUGACCUUGGGCAGGGCGCAGAGCCCAGGCCAGGGCUGGAAGGGCAGGUCUGCCCAUGCAGGAGGCCAUCUGUCUGGACACUGGGCAGGGCAGGGGAGGGGCCUCAGGCAGGGACAGGGUGGAGAAGAGGAGAGACCAAGUGGGGCCAGGGCCUUUGCAAGCGGCAGGGAAGGGGUCCCAAGUGCCGGGCCCCACCUGAGAUUGUGGAGCGACCAGCAGACAGGUGCACUGGAAGAGAAGUGGGUUCCUGUGCAGCCUCACCAGGCAGUCUCUUGGUCCAGCAGGUACCUGGGGCAAGCAGACCAGGGUGGCCCCAGGAAAAGUCAUGGGGAAGAGCCUAGAACCUCAGCUCCUGCCCUGCCAUCCUGAGAAAGGACAGCCACAAGAAGAGGAGGGAUUUCAUCAGUGUGGACAACAAGUGGGCACCUAGGAUGGCUGAGAGAAGGAUUCCCAGGUGCCAGGGGUGCGUCGUGGGGUGUGGCCGGAGGAACCCUCCAGCCCAGCCCAGAGGGCAGCUGAGCCCCUCGUCCGGGACUGAGCACGGAAUGAGGCUGAUGUGGUGACCCUUUGAUGUCUUGAUCAAUAGACCAUCUGCCCCCAGCCAGGCCACCCUUCUCCAGAAUUCCCUUCCCUGCCAUGCUGCCCACUGCCGCCCACCCUCUGCGGGUGGCGCUCUCAUCCUUGAGCUGAGACAGAGCGAUCGAGGUCCUCCUGGCGCCGGAGGCCGAGUGUGGAAGCCCACCCGCGCACCCUGUGUCCCUCCUCAACCGCACCCCCCUGCUGGCUCCAUCGGGAGCUCCCCGCCUCAGUGACCCACCCCUCAGUUGUCAGCCUUGCCUGUCAGCUCUCCCAGGGUAGGGACGCUGCCACCCUCUUGGCCGUGGGGCUAUCAGCUGCUUGGAGUGGCGAGGGGCACCUGGGGUGCUGGGUCUAUUCCUUCGUGUAUGUCGGUGGGAGGGGCCGGGGGAGGGAGGUCUUGUGAAAUCACCUGAUUGUUGACUUCUGUUUGCGGAAUCUUGUUCUUGAGGCAGGGAAUAAAGCUUUCCUGGGGCA